Pomacea canaliculata is the source of this 3282-nucleotide messenger RNA. RefSeq names its product protein aardvark-like. Lineage: Eukaryota; Metazoa; Mollusca; Gastropoda; Architaenioglossa; Ampullariidae. The transcript has 20 exons. The record is from RefSeq and is a predicted model, not a curated record. Gene Ontology annotation, molecular function: protein binding. The coding region runs from base 1376 to 2839 and encodes 487 amino acids.
ACGCGCUUUUGAACGCUGCUCCGGAAACCAAGAGAUGAAAUGUGAGGAAAGAAUAAACACAGGAUGGAGGAAGAGCGACGACAUGGUUGUAGGAGACGCCGCUGUUGAAGGUGCCCGGGUCUCCAUUACUGAUACGGAUGGAGACUUCCAGAAGGACCCUGGCUGCAAGGUGCAGUCGCAGGAAAAGCUUCUCCCUUCCCUGGCACCUGGGGUGAGAGGGAUCGAAUCCCCGGCUCGCCGCCACUCCAUAGCCUUAUGCUUCGAGUUCCCGGAUAGAACCAGGCGCAACUCUAUAACCCUCCUUCCUAAAAGGACGACCCGAGUUUCCUCCCCUUCUAAAUUCUUCGCUUUUACGAGUGACCGUAUGGGGCGCUUCCUCCCCGCCGCAGAAGCUCCAAGGAGACAUUAGCCCGGAUGUUGGAGGCUGGCAGGACAGCGAGUGAGUCUUCCUGUGACAUAACCUCCAGCUUGGAGACCCUCACCUGGACUUACCUGAUGUCGACCAUGAGGCAGGAGUAAACUCAGAGAGACGAGUGUGACAAACGCGGAGCUGACUGUGACGUUACCAGUGUGCAACGUCACCAGCAACGGACGUACCUUCAGCGUCACCAGCGUAGAGCGGUGAACCAAACACUGCUGAAGGCUUACCCUAAUCUUCAGGUGUUAAUGCAAGAGCCUUCCACUGAAGGUGAGCCUCUUACUCACCGAGCCUUGCAACAUCCGGGUCUUUCGAGCUCCACACCUUCACUCUGUGUGACGUCUGAUUCGCAUCCCGUGAACGGAAUACCUACUGAGAGACGCAGCAGCUCUUGUGCGUGUAUGCCGCCCUCGCCCACAGCGGUUACCCUUGACGACAAGCGCCGGGUGUCCAUCAACUCCUGCAUUCGCACCAUGCGCGAGAACAGCAGUAACUAUGACAACCAGCUGCUUGGAUGCCAGAACGUUGGUCAUUAUGCAAAUGAGGAGACGGUGAAGGUUGUGUUGGCCAAAGCUGACGCCAUUUCCUGUGUCCUCAACGCCAUGCGCCUAUUUCCGGAAAGAGAAGAGCUUCCAGCGUCAGGCGUGCUCGUCACUGCUGAGAAUGGCGGCUGUGUCAGAGGCCAACUGCAUGCACAUCUCCCACAAUGGCGGAGUGUCGGUCUUGGCUCGCACUCUGCGUCGCUAUGACGACAACGUGGACAUCACGCGGCUGGUGUUGAGUCUCCUGGGCUACCUGUCCACACCUGGGGACAUCACCUGGGAGCUCGUGAGUCAAGGCUGCCACUGCGAGGUUCUGGCGUGAUGUCUAGACAUGCGCAUGACAGGGUCAUCGUGAGUCAGUGCUGCUUCGUCCUCGGCAAAUCUCGUCAUUUCCGUGGAGACGGCGCAGCAGCUGAUGUUGGUGGGCGGCGUGCACACCAUCAUCUCCAUGAUGAACCGAUUCUACGACGACUGCGACAUCUUGGAGAACGGCUGCCGGGCCCUCGGCAGCUUUGCUUUCUACGACGACACGUGUGUAGACGUGGCACAAGCUGGAGCGACGGAGACGGUGCUCACGGCGAUGACAUCAGACAAGAGCAACAUGAGUGUGAAGGACUGUGGAUGCUGGGCCCUGGCCUGCCUCACAAGCACAGAGAAGACCUGCGAGGAGUUCGUGUCCUUGGGCGGCCUGCACGUGCUGCUGAGGACGUUAGAGACGUUUCCACGUGAAGAGCAGUUACAGGACUACGGCGUCACCGUCCUGUGCAACAUCAGCACCCUGGACUCCACCCUGCCCUGUGUGUCGACCCACAGGGUGGUCGCUGUGCUGACCAGUGUUUGCCGAACAUUUCCGGAGAGCGUGGAGCUUCUGGAGAAGGUGAUGGUAGCCUUUGGUCAGAUCGCCAACACAGAGGAAGUCUAUAGGUCUCUUCUUUCUGACGGGGGCCUGAGGAGUAUAAUCUCUGUCAUGACGUCACUUCCUGAAAAUCGUUGCAUUCAGGACAACGGCUGCCGCAUCAUCGGAAACAUGGCGGUAACAGAACAUCUCCGCAAGUCAACAGAACAACAAGGCGCAUCGCAGGCUGUCAUCGCCGCCAUCCUCAACAUGGACAGCUGUGUGGACAUCCUACUGUGCAGCUGCAUGGCACUGAUGAACCUGACAGCUGACAUUACAGACAACAAGAUGCGAGCCAAGACCAACGGGGCGGUGCCCACCCUGCUGUCAACCCUGCGCAACUUCCCAGGCCACCCGGACAUCACCGUGGCCGUGCUCAAGACAAUAGGCAACCUUGUGGACCUGGAGGAAGUGUGUCGGCAGCUGAUUGACGAGCGUGGCUUUGACACCAUCGUAGACAUCGGCACGUGCGGCCAGCCAUCCGACGACAUCCGGGUCUUUGCCUCUCGUAUCUUGUGUGGCUUCACAUCGCUGCCAGACCUGACCGAGGACCAGCGGGGAAAGACAGAGCGGACCUUAGUCCUCCUGCAGUCCUGCUCCCCCGACAACCCUGACAUUGCUCUCAGCUUGUGUCAAGGUCUCCGCAACCUCCUGAAGUCAGGUACCUUGGUGACAAGCGGGUGGCUUGACGUCAUUCUGUCGACAAUGAACCACUUCCGGUACGAGCCAGAAAUUCACCUCAGCGCAUGUCGCAUCAUCGCUACGAUUGCUUUCGGUGGAGGCCGAGGGUCGUCUGAAGAGGCUGCGAGUCUGGUGGGGGAGCUGGCGGUGACUCGGGUGCUGCAGACGCUGAGGACGUUUCCCGAGGAGCCGGAGCUGCAGCUGGUCGGGUGCGCACCCUUUCCUGCAUCGCUGAACACCUGGGGGACCUGCGUCACGUGGUUGUCUUGUGCGGGGGGAUCGAUGACGUCAUCGCUGCCAUGAUUCGCUUUCCAACGGAUGACAGACUUCACUCAGUGGCGCUUAUCUCCCUUGCAGACUUACUUCCCCUUGACAUGACAGACGGCUCCCAGGACGGGCAGUCAGUGGUACAGGCGAUAUUCAAGUCCAUGUCGAGCUUUCUAGAACACGAGGACAUUCAGGUCAGCGCGUGCAGGGCGUUGAAAAGAUGCCGAGUGUCAGAGUCCACAGAGCUGCUGGAGCUGCUGAUGUAUGUGAUCAACUCUGUUCGCCGCCAUUACGACAACGACAAGGUGCUGACAGCUGCCGCCAAGGUCUUCAGGCGAUUUGGGGCCGGCGACUCGCGGUCCCUGGCCAUGAAGCUGCUUCCAUCACCAACACCCGUUGGCAGCGCCUUCUGGGAGACACUCGACAAAUGACGCCUCGAGUCACGAAUGAGUGGCGACAGAAACUGUAUAUCUCAGACA